Messenger RNA from Metopolophium dirhodum (rose-grain aphid), 2808 nucleotides. RefSeq names its product (E3-independent) E2 ubiquitin-conjugating enzyme UBE2O-like. The transcript is spliced from 17 exons. The record is from RefSeq and is a predicted model, not a curated record. NCBI's taxonomy places the organism in Eukaryota, Metazoa, Arthropoda, Insecta, Hemiptera, Aphididae.
AUGGCGAAAGACGAUGAAAAGUUCUUUGACAAAGAUGAAGUGGCCACGGUGUCUUCAAAUACUGGUCUAGUAUAUUAUGGUUUGGUUUCAACGACGAACAGAUCGCGAUCACUAACCGUGUUAAGAAAGACUUCAUAUACGAAUCGUAAUGAGAUCAAAGUGAUCUGGCAUCCGAAUGGUCCUGAAGAAAUUAUCUCCGAUGAUAAAGUUGUGUUAAUGGAUCGAUCAUUAAUGCCUGGCGAUGCAGUACGAAAAUUUAGUGAAGGCAAGCCAAGUCAAUUUGGAUAUUGUGAAAAUAUUGAUAUAAAUGCCACAGUAAAAAUACUUAACACCAACAAAAUAAUAGAAAAUAUCAAUUCCCGAAACUUUACUCACACAAAACCCUUUGCAAUCAAUUCCUCGGUUUUUUAUGAAUCAUGGGUUGGUGGAGUUGAUGAUGUCAAAAGUAAAGUUACAUUUGUUUCACAAGAUGGAUCUAUUUUUACAUUAGAGGAUCCAUAUAGAGGAGAAUUUAUAAAUCUAUCUACAAGUGAUGGCUUUCCCAUCGAUGACAAUGCAUUUCAUCAUGGGCAAAAAUUUAAAAUGUAUCUAAGUUACUUAAAAAAUGCAAAAUUUUUAACGAUCAGUAACCUAAUGAAAUGUUUAUUGCACGAUUAUAAGAAGAAUUUCAGCUAUAAAUUUGGGUCCAAGUUGGUCAAAGUUUAUGUUCAAGAUGUUAUUGUAUCAUCAGUUGAAGUUGAAUGGUACUGCCAAACAUUAGGUAGAACAAAACCGCGUGAAGAAUAUUGGCCAGAGAGAUUAUUUACUGGUGAUAAUUUGAAAAAACUUAAAACUAUUCAUCUAUUUGAGUCUUGUUCAACUCAUGUGGGAGACACACAUUGGUAUACAAUUAAAGAUACAGAUAAUUUGAUGACAAUGAAACAGUGGCGAUCUAAAUGUACAGAAGCUUUUAAUAUUGAAUCAGGUACAAUACACGGUAAACAUAAUAACGAUAAGAACCACAAUAAACUUUUAGGUACCAAUCAACCAUGAAAGAGUUUACAUCCUAUUGAGUUGGAUCCUAUAAAUAUAGAUAACUUAUUAUUAAGUACACAAAAUGGAUCUUGUAGAAACAUUUCAGCUGUCCUAACACAAAAAAAUGAAAGAAUAUUAAAUAAGGAAUGUAAAUUUACAUUACUAUCCAAAAAAUGUCGAUUUAAACCAUCUACAAGGACAACCGGCAAUAGUUGUGUACAUACAUUAAAAUCAAACAGACUAAAGAGGAACCGUUUGUGGAUAUCAUUAAUUAAAAAAAGUAAACAAUUCAAUAUACCUAAAGUAAAAACCAAACCAAAUUCCAAAGUUGUAGUUGAGAUUUGCUACACAAAAUCUAUGGUAGAUGUUAUAUGGCAGGAUGGUACUAAAGAAAUCGGAGUUUCUUCCACUGAUCUCUACCCAGUACAAACUCUUGAUGACCUUGAGUUUUUUCCUGGUGAUUUUGUUACUGCAAAAAAUCCUGCAACUUACGUUUAUGGUGUUGUAGAAUCUGUGGACCAUGCAGAACGCACUGCUCGUAUACAAUGGUUUAAAGUUUAUCCUGAUAAUCCAUUAUUGCCAAAUUCUAUUGAAAAGACUUAUUUUAGUGUAUAUGACUUACGUGCUCAUCCGGAUUUCCAUUUUAAAUCUGGUUGUCUCAUUAUGCAUAGAAAUCCUGAUACAAACCCAGAUUUAAAUACCUUAACUGCUGGACAAGUAUUAAGUGCAGGGCCUGAUGGCAGGAUCUUAGUGAUGUGGGUUAAUGGUGAAAAAACCGAAUGUUGGCCACAUGAAUUAUUUGUUGUCAAACCAAACAGUGAUGGCUUCAGUUUUCAAGAUGAAGAAUAUGACUUAUCUGAAGAUUGGAUGUCUGAAUGUGUUUUUAUUACAUCGGAUACAGAACCAGUAUACGAAGUAACCAAACCAAAAUAUACCCAAAGUAUAACCAAACCUGAAGAAGCUGGAGUUUUUGAUGUGGUAGAAACACUUAUGGAUAAUUCACACAAAUACAUCAAUUAUAACGAUAAUUUAAAUCCAUCGUUACCAAAAGUUAUUGCUAAAGACAUCCAUAUACUUCAAAAAAGUUUACCCACUGGAAUUUGGGUGAAAACUUUUGAAAAUCGUCUGGAUUUGUUUUCUAUAAUGAUUAGAGGACCAGAAAAAACUCCAUAUGCUGGUGGUUUGUUUCUAUUUGAUGUCAAAAUUCUACCCACAUAUCCAAGCCAACCUCCACUCUUUCAUUAUUAUAGUUAUUGUAACGACCGGUUGAAUCCAAAUCUACACGAAGAUGGAAGAGUAUGCCUUAGUCUUUUGGAUACUUGGUCUGGUCAUGGUUUUGAAUUAUGGUCACCUUAUGAUUCAAAUUUAUUGCAGCUACUAUUAUCAAUACAAGGAGUGAUAUUGGUGAGUGAACCAUAUUAUAAUGAACCUGGAUUUGAUUCCCAGCGAGGUCAAAAGCUUGCAAAAGAAAACUCUCGGGUUUACAACGAAAUGGUUCUGAUCAAAGUAGUGCAGUCAAUGACAAAUAUGUUAAACAUGAAUAAUUCAGACGUUAAAAAUGCAGGGUAUUUUGAAGAAGAAAUACUGGAACACUUAAAAACACAUGGUCCAAAGUUAAUCAGUGCAAUUGAAAAUUGGAUUCAAAUGUCUGAAAAAGAAUUAACUGAAGAUGAAAAACUUGUUCCGGGAUAUCCAUUAUUACCACUUUCCAAGGGUUUUUGCCUAUCAAUAAUCAAAGCACUAAAAGAUUUCAAAGAAAUAUUGAUUACCAUGAAUAUUGUAAAUAAUGUGUAA